This is a messenger RNA of Triticum turgidum subsp. durum (durum wheat), 222 nucleotides long. The record is from the annotation of a GenBank genome assembly. NCBI's taxonomy places the organism in Eukaryota, Viridiplantae, Streptophyta, Magnoliopsida, Poales, Poaceae.
AUGGAGGUCUGCGGCGCCGAGGAGAAGCAGACGCUGCCCAAGAAGAGGGGCGGCGGGAAGGGGGCGGCGAUGGGCGUGCGCGCGGACGGCGGCGGCGGCGGCAAGGGCCGGCGGCCGUCCUUCCCCGGGCGGUGCGCGCGGCUCGUCAAGGAGCAGCGCGCGCGGUUCUACAUCAUGCGCCGCUGCGUCACCAUGCUCGUCUGCUGGCGCGACUACGCCUGA